UACGUCAUCCCCCUGCGCAGAAAUAUCGAGGGGGGCGUUAUGGGACGCCGCCAUUGCAAAUGUCGGACCGUACAAUUUCAGACAGCAACGAUAUGAUAAACACAUCAAAAUCAUUUCCAUCGUAGCGUCUACGUACCAGCUCAAAGACUGUGUGUGAUAACUGUUUGUUCAUCUAAGCAACCAAGGGGAUAUUUUGAGUCUUGAUUUCGGGGGUACCCGUGAGGGGAUUUCAAGACGCCGGUAAAUAUUAAUCCGGAAGUCAGACUUUUCCUAAACUAAUAACAUCAGCGUAGCGGUAUCUAAGAAAGCACUUUCACGAUGGGGACGAAAGACGACGAAUACGACUAUCUUUUUAAAGUUGUGCUGAUCGGAGACUCGGGAGUCGGAAAGAGCAACCUCCUGUCCAGGUUCACAAGAAACGAGUUCAACCUUGAGAGCAAAAGCACCAUCGGGGUGGAGUUUGCCACGCGGAGUAUUCAGGUGGACGGCAAGACGAUAAAGGCACAGAUCUGGGACACGGCAGGGCAGGAGCGGUACAGAGCUAUCACAAGCGCAUACUACCGAGGUGCAGUGGGUGCUCUCCUCGUCUACGACAUAGCUAAACACCUUACCUAUGAGAAUGUAGAACGAUGGUUGAAGGAACUACGAGAUCACGCCGAUAAUAACAUCGUUAUCAUGCUAGUAGGCAACAAAAGUGACCUGCGGCACUUGAGGGCGGUACCAACAGAUGAGGCCAAAGCAUUCGCAGAAAAGAAUUCACUAUCCUUCAUUGAAACCUCAGCUCUGGACUCAACAAAUGUAGAGCAAGCCUUUAAACAAAUAUUAACAGAAAUCUAUAAGAUAGUCUCACAAAAGAACAUACGAGACGGCGGCAACGGUGAGGACUCCCCUAGCUCCGACGUCAAGCCCAUCACGAUUCCUCCCACGACAGACCCCAAGUCCAACAGGGACAGGAGAUGCUGCCAGUCAAUAUAAUACAAGCAAGUCACCUUAAAACAAACCCACUUUCCAACUUCACAUGAUGAUGCUGUCCCCAGUCACAUCGCUAGAAAGGCCCCAGGCGGUUUACACAAAUACCCAUCUAGGGCUCAGAGUACCGUUUUGUCUCACGGAUUUGUGUCGCCCUAUGAUCCAUCAUGGUUUUUUUCUGAAAAAAAAUAUUGAUAUAGUUCCAUGCGUGAAGAAAACAAUCUGGUAGGACUUUUGCCUGAUUUGUUAAUUUUUAAACAUACCCCACACAUUUCUAAUGUAUGUAGUGUUCAGAUUAUCAUAGUGUACGGGACCAGGUAGGCCGUGCAAGAAGCAACAAGUGUAGGCAUGGGUACUUACAGUACAUAUACUGUUGACGACAGGGGGGGGGGGGGGAGGUAGCACCCGGACAUCAAUAUACGUGCUAAUUUAGUACCUUACAUCGCAACCGCAUACACUGUACCUAUUGUCAGUCUAAUCUUUUCACAUAUAUUGUAAAUAAGGGUAUAAACUUGUGUGUGUGGAGCAUACAAUUUGGCUUUUGGCCUAUGAUAGACAGCUCUUGCGUAUUACACCAAAACAACAUGCAAAACAAAGUAAGGACAUUUCCACGAGCCAUGUACUAGCUGUAAAAUAAGACUCGCCUAGAAGCUGUUUUAGUGCUGUACAUAAAAUAUUUAUGAUUGCCAUGUCCUGGACAGUGAUAAACAAAAGCUUUGCUAUCCAAUUUCAGGUUCAGAACCAAACCCAAUUCCCAUAUGCUGUUUAGUGCAGGUUAGUUUUGCCAAUAGACUGAGUGCAUUCAGCUGCCAUCUUGGAGGUGUGGUUUGUUAUGUUAAUUCAUUAACAAUCAAUGCACAAGAUGUCCACUUGUGUGUAUCCCUGCUAAACAAAAGUACACACCUCCAUUCAAGACGGCUGCAGUGCGAAUGAUCUAUGGAAACUGUUUGGCUCUGUUUAUGGAAACUGUAAGCAGUAAGCACGGUUGAAUGUAUGCUUACUUACCAGCACUGGUUGCUGAAAUUGGAAUAGCUCCAACGAUGCAAUUCUCCAAGCAAAGCUGCUUAGGCAACAAGCUUUUUUUUCAGUUAGCACAACGACACAUUGCAUCCUACAGUUGAGUGAGAUGGUAACAUGUUUAAAGCCACGUGGGAUCAUUUGCAAUCACUCGGAAAACUGCCUUCCGAUUUGAUGACAGAAACCUUGCUCAAGGUGAAGAUAGGACUGGCAUCUAAUGCCCUGUGAAAUUAGUCCCCCUGGAAUGGUAUCUAGUCAUACGAUGGAACUUGCGCCCGGAUGAUGUAAAUUUAAUGUUGGGUUUUGCCCUUAACUGACAUAUUUUACAAACACUGUAUACUCAGUGUUGUCCUGAGUAAUUGUGAGGACAGAAAGGAAAAACUAAGACAUCUGCACUAGUAAGCAGGAGGUCCUGGGUUUGAGUCCCACCCGAGUGAUUUUUCUUCUCGCAAUCAACUGGGACAACACUGAGUAUACAGUUUAUAUGAAGAAAGAAUACGUCGGUGAAGGCAAAAACCCAAUGUUGAAAUGAUUUCAUUUGCAAAAAAAAAAAAAAACUCUGGAAGUGGUAUUAAAUAGGGUGGCAGCAGACACACUUUUUUUUUACCUGCAUUAGUAACGGAAUCCAGUUACAAUAACCAACAAAUUAUGCCUACGUGUAUGUUUUCUCUGUUUUCUCAAAAUGUACAGAAGCUGAAACUUCAACAGGUUAGUUUUUAUACCCCCUUCUUGAGAUUUUUGAGUAAAUGUGUUGCUUCAAAUGAAAAAAAAAAUAUCACAAAGAGCCAAUAAUCCUUCAUGUAUGUAACUUUAAAAAAAAAAUCAAGUGCACUGUCUGGCACCUUUUCCCAUGUACUCAAAGUACAUGUAGGAUCUGGGCCAAGGAUUCAAAGGCUACAGACAUCCUAACGCUGAUCUCAGUUUAAAAUUCUCAAGCCGAGACCGUUGAUUGCAGAAUACGUACAUUGAAUAGCUUCAUACCUACAUGAACAUCCUGCCUCACAAAUACCUUUUCAUUUAGUCUCAUGUUGAUGACAGAGUAUGCACAUACAAUAAUUUAUUGUCUCUGCAGUUAAAUUUGAAGAAUUGAUACAUUAAGAGAAGUCCAUAGAAUGCUGAACAAUUGAUUAGUGUGAAAGGUGUUUCAAUUUGUAGCUGGGUUUGGCUAUGUAUGGUGAGAUAGCGAAUGUGUGGGUACAUGUUCUUUUGCAUACUCUAGCCGCUUGAAUAAUUUGCAGUGUUUUAGCUUGUGAUUUGGGUAUCUCCUAGCCCAGGAUUUGGCCUCUUUUGGGCUUCUUACGAUGUGACUUGUGAAGCGAAUUCUCCCGUUCUCUGCACAUUUAAAAAAAAAAGUAGAAACCAGCUUAAUAUUGUUUUUUUUCUCAUUCCUAAUAAAUUUAUAAUGUACAUAAACAUAAUACGUGUAGUAUACAAUAAGGGAGGGAUAACAACCAAAUUUAACAAAAAUGUUCUUAGUUUGUUUGAUUUGAUAUUCUUUUUAUUUUGAACGGUUGCUUUGCAUUAAGUGUAACUUUAUUAUUUGAGGAAUUAACCAUCAGCUUUAUGUAAUGUAAAACGUAAACAUUUUAUAAUAAUCUAUCAAUGUGCCUGCUGUACAUGGGGCUAGUAACUCUAGUAUCUGUUUUCGUUUGUCCUUUGGUUCCGUUAGCUCUUGUAUGUUCUGGUCUGUGCUCCUGAUCUGAAAAGUAAUGAUGGGGAAUUAUUUCUCAAAAAAAUCAUUUCAAAUUUAGAAUGUUAUCUGGUGGAGAUUCUGAAGCCAGUGUAGGAAAUAUUUGCAAUCCAUGUUCAGGGGCCCUUUGUGUACAUGCAGGAUUUAUACAGAGAAAUGACAAAUGGUAAAGAAAGCAUAAUAUCAAGACCUGUCUGAAGGAAUUUUGAAUGCUGGCAGAAGUCUGUGCAGUGUCCUACAUGCAUUGUUUUUGCAAGCACAAUUUGUGUGCUCACUUAAUCAUGAGUACAUUUUCUUGAUCAUAAGCAGUGGCCACCAAAAUAAGAGUAAGACAAGUAUUGCUUCAUGUACAACUUGAGCUCUCUACACUCUUGGAAUCAAAUAUUUGUGUACUUACAAAUGUACUUGAAAUUCUUGAAAGUUUAAUGGUACCAGGCCUUUGUUGUUUGUAUAGCCAUAUUGGUCUGGUACCUGUUGGUAAGACAUGGUCAUAGUGCUCAUUUCUAACCAUGGGUAUGGUCACCAGUCUACAUGUGGUCUUGUGGAUCUGAUUUGAGACAUUUUGUUUUUUUAGUUUGAAAAAAUACUUCAAAAAUGUUGUGUACAUUUCCUGUUGCAAUUUUUUUUCGCCAAAAAAAAAAUCCAGAAACAAAUUCUGACUAAUGACACAGGGGUUAUUGUUUCAGUGUCUCCGACCUUGUUAGGAUAAAAUGAAAACGCAUUUUUUUUUUUUAAUUUCAAUUUCAUAAUUUGAAUGAAUUAUUUUUGAUAUAUUAUUGAAAAAAAAAUCUUGGCAUUACUUGAUAGUUAAUUGGGGGAAAAUUCUCGGUGAGAUUGUUGACUUCAGACAAAGUUAAACAGAAUUAACAACCCCACAUGAAGAGGGUUGGAAUUAUUUGUGGAAAAAAAAAACAAUUGUAUGUUUGUGAAGCCAAGAUUUUGUUAAUCUGUAUGUUCAAAGGUGUGGUUAUAACUGAAGCAGAGUUCGUCUCGAACGAUGAAAUUAGAUUUUUAAAAACUAAUUGUCGCAGACAUUUCCAUUGUAAGGUGUAACGGUAGUAGAGACCGAUUUCUAUAUAAUGUAUUACAUUAAAAAAUAUAAACCGUAUUGUUUAGUACAGUACCACGCACCGUCUGAAAGGAUGUUUCGUUGGCGCUUGUUUUUUUGUUUGAAAGCGCUCAGCACCAAAAUGAACAUGAAUAAAAACGGUAAUUGUAUGAUGUAAUCAAA
Patiria miniata (bat star) is the source of this 4907-nucleotide messenger RNA. RefSeq names its product ras-related protein Rab-11B. Bases 319 to 975 code for a protein of 218 amino acids. Gene Ontology annotation, cellular component: recycling endosome. The record is from RefSeq and is a predicted model, not a curated record. NCBI's taxonomy places the organism in Eukaryota, Metazoa, Echinodermata, Asteroidea, Valvatida, Asterinidae. Gene Ontology annotation, biological process: exocytosis. Gene Ontology annotation, molecular function: GTPase activity; GTP binding. The transcript is spliced from 5 exons.